Molecule: messenger RNA, 1737 nt
Organism: Empidonax traillii (willow flycatcher)
Lineage: Eukaryota; Metazoa; Chordata; Aves; Passeriformes; Tyrannidae
Product: histidine-rich glycoprotein-like
Exons: 8
Coding region: 98-1291 (397 amino acids)
Biological process (GO): negative regulation of fibrinolysis; negative regulation of endopeptidase activity; regulation of platelet activation
Cellular component (GO): blood microparticle; endolysosome; extracellular region
Molecular function (GO): cysteine-type endopeptidase inhibitor activity; heparin binding; serine-type endopeptidase inhibitor activity
Source: RefSeq, a predicted model, not a curated record
AGCAUUAAUUUAUAACUUUGGUGGAGUGUUCUGAUUUAAAAGCAGACUGCUGGCUUUAUCAGGGCAUGAGCAGAAGUGACCUAAAACUGCAAACAAAAUGCUGCUCCUAGCUUCAGCUUUUUUUCUAACACUACUGCAGUGUUCUAAUGCCCAAAACAAAGCAAGCUUUACACCUGCAGACUGUAACACCAUUGAAACAGAUGCAGGAGUGGCCCUGGAUUUGGUCAACAAACACCGCAGAGAUGGUUAUGUUUUUGGUUUGUUCCGUGUUGCUGAUGCACAUGAACUACAUACAGGAAAUUCAUCAGUCCUCUACCUAACUUUGGAUGUGCUGGAAACCGAAUGCCCUGUCUUAUCCAGAAAACACUGGGAGUCCUGUGAAUACAGUGAUACUUAUCCCAUGGACUUUGGGCAGUGUAAGAUUAUCACAUAUACAAACCAUCUGCUGAAGAAACCUCAGCUAUAUGGAUUUAAUUGUACAUUAAGUCCAGUUCCACCUGAUUUAUUAGAGUGCAAAGAUUGUCCUGUGAAAAUUGAAGUCUUAGAAGUCACAGAGCAACACAAAGAUAUUGCUACAAAGGCCCUGAGGAAAUUCAAGAUCGAGAGUAACCACACAAACUACUUCGCUGUGGACAAAGUUGAAAGGGUUUUAAAGAUGACUGCCUCCCGGGAAGGUCACAUUUUAGGAUUCUCUAUAAAGGAGACAAACUGUUCUGAAACUGUGCAGCAAGAAGAUCAGGCAUUGGGAUGUGAUUUUCUCCAUGACUGGCACGCUCACAUGGGAUUCUGCACGGCGAGAGUGAUCAGUGAUGCAGAUGAACCUGAUGGAACAGAUAUAAGUUGUGAAAUCUACCAUCCCUGGCAGCUUGGCUUUGGGCGAAGAGGCAAAGGUGGAAAACCACACAGACAUCCCCAUUUUCGUCAUCAUUUUGGUCACAGACAUCAUCAUAGACAUCAUCACAGACAUGAAUGUCCACCCUCUUCUCAACCCAGACCUGAAGACCCCGAGCAUAACCACAACUUCAGCAAGGAAGAUCAAGACAGCCAUGAAGGACUUGCUCCUCCUCCUCCCCCUCCUCCUCAUGGACCAGAUCACUUCAUCACUCGCUCUUUCAGCACUGGUGAAGGUAUUGCCUUCACUGGCUCAAGACUAACAGAGAUGCCAGAAGAUCCAGGCUUUCCAGAUCACCCUACGCAAUCAAAAUCAUGCCCAGGAAAACCCAAACUUGUUCUUCCAAAAAUUUUGCCGUUAUUUCCACAGAGCUCUACAGCAGAAAAUUCUCCUAUAUGACCCCAAAGAAAGGUGUUCCAAGCUUGGGAGUUGCAGGGCCAAUGACGGUUCUUCAAAGAAUGAAAACAGCACAUGGAGAAGGGGGGAGGAGGAGCACUAAAAAUAAUCAUUUAGUAUCACCUGUAUCUUCAUCCUGGCUAUCUCAGGCUCCACUGUGAUUGAAGGGCUCAAAAUUCUGAGUCCCUCAGAUACUGUCAAUGGGUAAAAAUCUCCCCAGUAAACAAUGUUCCUUCAGUUCUAACUAAAAGGAAAAUUCCCUAAGAGUGAAAACCACCAUAUAAAAUCUUUAAUUUUGUCAUCAUUCGUAAUUAUAAUGUACUUCUCGGAGGAAUCUGACCCAGAGGAAAUUUGACUGCCUUCCACAAGAAGUGAUCCAUGGCACUACACUCAUUCAUACUUUAUACAGAUUCAAAGAAAAUAAAAAUAUGCAAGCAUUUUUUUGUUGA